Abrus precatorius (Indian licorice) is the source of this 1933-nucleotide messenger RNA. RefSeq names its product protein NRT1/ PTR FAMILY 2.9-like. Gene Ontology annotation, cellular component: plasma membrane. Gene Ontology annotation, biological process: transmembrane transport. NCBI's taxonomy places the organism in Eukaryota, Viridiplantae, Streptophyta, Magnoliopsida, Fabales, Fabaceae. Gene Ontology annotation, molecular function: transmembrane transporter activity. The record is from RefSeq and is a predicted model, not a curated record. The coding region runs from base 12 to 1841 and encodes 609 amino acids. The transcript has 4 exons.
AUUUGGAGCAUAUGAUGAUGAAUUCAAUUGGAGAAAGAAUGACAAAGAGAGAGAUUUGGGAAAAUGAAGACGAAAGUUUAUUGAAGAAUGAGAAUAGUGGAACAGAUGAUGAACCUAAGAUUAACUACAGAGGGUGGAAGGUCAUGCCCUUCAUUAUUGGAAAUGAGAUUUUUGAGAAGCUAGGGGCCAUUGGCACUUUAUCCAAUCUAUUGGUAUAUCUUACUACAGUAUUCAACUUGGAAAACAUCACAGCUACAAAUAUUAUCAACAUCUUCAACGGCAGCACCAACUUUGCUACAUUACUAGGAGCUUUUUCCUCUGAUACCUAUUUUGGUCGCUACAAGACACUGGCAUUCUGUACAGUGGCUUCCUUUCUGGGUUUGCUUGUAAUACAACUGACAGCGGCAAUUGACAAGCUGCAUCCACCUCAUUGUGAAGAAAGCACCAUAUGCCAAGGGCCAACAGAGGGACAAAUGACAUUUCUAAAGACUGGAUUAGGACUAUUGAUGGUAGGAGCUGCAGGGAUCCGACCAUGUAACUUAGCAUUUGGAGCUGAUCAGUUUAAUCCUAACACAGAUUCUGGGAAAAAGGGGAUAAAUAGCUUCUUCAAUUGGUACUUUUUCACUUUCACUAUUGCUCAGUUGGUAUCCUUAACAUUUAUUGUUUAUAUACAGUCAAAUGUAAGUUGGGCAGUCGGUUUGGGAAUUCCUGCAGCUUUGAUGCUCUUAUCUUCUGUAAUCUUCUUCAUUGGGGCCAAAAUGUAUGUGAAAGUUAAGCCUAGUGGUAGUCCUUUAACCAGUAUAGUGCAAGUUAUAGUGGUAGCAAUGAAGAAAAGAAGGCUGAAGCUCCCAGAAUAUAUAUAUCCUUCCCUCUUCAACUACGUGGCUCCCAAGUCCAUGAAUUCUAAACUUCCCUAUACAUACCAAUUCAGGUUCCUCGACAAAGCAGCAAUCAUGACUCCACAAGAUCAAAUAAAUCCCAAUGGAUCUGCUAUUGAUCCCUGGAAUCUUUGCAGCAUGCAGCAAGUGGAAGAGGUUAAAUGCUUGUUGAGAGUGUUACCUAUAUGGGUUUCAUGCAUUUUGUACUAUGUUGUUAUCGUCCAACAACACACCAUUUUGGUGUUCCAAGCCCUUCUAUCUGACAGGCGUAUUGGACAAAGUAAGUUCAUGAUCCCAGGAGCAUCCUACUAUGUCUUCCUGAUGAUUAGUGUGGCAAUUUGGUUACCCAUGUAUGACCGAAAAGUUGCACCUUUACUCCAAAGGUUCACUGGAAAAGAGGGUGGCAUCACACUCCUUCAGAGGAUGGGCAUUGGCAUAUUUUUCUCUAUACUCAGCAUGCUAGUAUCUGCUAAAGUUGAAGAGAACCGUAGAACUUUGGCUCUGAUUAAACCUUUAGGAGUGGAAACAAGAAAAGGUGCAAUAUCAUCAAUGUCUGGUCUGUGGCUGAUUCCUCAGCUAACAUUGGCUGGACUAGCAGAAGCAUUUAUGUCUGUUGCACAAGUUGAAUUUUACUACAAACAGUUUCCUGAGAAUAUGAGAAGCAUUGCAGGUUCUCUUUACUACUGUGGCCAUGCAGGGUCAAGUUAUUUGAGUAGCAUGCUUAUUUCAGUUAUACACCAAAUCACUGCCAGAUCUGAAACUGGGAAUUGGUUGCCAGAGGAUUUGAACAAAGGGAGAUUGGAUAACUUCUACUGCAUCAUUGCUGCUUUAGAAACUAUGAAUUUAGCCUACUUUGUGUUAUGUGCAAGGUGGUAUAGGUACAAAGGGACAAGCAGCAGUUCUAUUGAACUUGAAAAAGUGACAAAACAAUCUGAAAGAAGUGCUAAUGGUGUUAAUCAUUAGAAGUCUAUAGCUAAUGGAUAGAGAUGGGCUACAACAAUUUUUCAUCAAGUGGAGCCAUUACUACAAAGGUUAAAAUCACAGAGAGUAAAUCA